ACCUUUCCUCCCAUAAUCCUUUGCGGUGGGUGAAAAUAACCAAUACGGCCAUGUCGUGUCGUAGAUUUCAAUUUGGGCACGGACGAGAGAAACUCACUUCCUAACUUAUUUUCUCCGGCUAAAUUCUCUUUAAUUUGCAGCUCUGAGCUUCGUAAUUUCGACGCCUCUUUUGAGAGAGAAGCAUUUACAAGUCAAACUCGUGCGUUAGUGGUUGAACAGAGUUAAAAAUGAGCGGAGGAGGAACACCGUAUAUCGGCAGCAAAAUUAGCCUCAUCUCCAAGGCCGAGAUUCGCUAUGAAGGAAUUUUAUACACCAUUGACACUGAAAACUCCACCGUAGCCCUCGCUAAAGUUCGCUCUUUUGGAACCGAAGACAGGCCCACUGAAAGGCCCGUUCCACCUCGUGAUGAGGUGUUUGAGUACAUAAUCUUUCGGGGGAGCGAUAUCAAGGACUUGACCGUAUGUGAGCCUCCUAAGGCAACCAGCAGCCUGCCCCAGGACCCGGCCAUCGUUCAGUCAUCCCUUGGCUCCAGCAGCAGCAGCGCGGCAGGCCCGUCAUCAUCAUUCCAGUCUGCCGGCCCGUAUGCUCCUUUCAACAGGGCCCCGGUGCAAACCUAUGGCCAGUUUGGUGGCGCACCCUUGGGCGCUCCGCAUUUUGGGGCACCCGGAAUUGUUUGCACAGGUCGCAGCAGUCCUCAGCUGGAGCCCCUUGCAAAGAGUUCCGCCCUGGAUCAGGCCACACAGGCCCCCACCUCAGCUGCCCUGGCAGUGCCAGUCGGACAGAGGAGUCAGGCAGCAGCCCCAGCCCCUCGACCCGUUGGCGCCUCCGUUGGCAACCAGAAGCCACCGGACCUCCUGCUGCAGAGGAAGGCUCCAGAGGUGCCGAAAGUGAGUCAAGGGGAUCAUGAGCAUGCUGCUGUUGAAAACCGGGACCCCAACAGGCGUCAAGGAGCUCAGUGCUACCUGUCAGCGGGCACCCAGCCAGUGCGGCGCGGGCGUGGACGGGGCAACCGCAGCAGGGGAAAAGUGAAUGUGCGCCGGGAUGGAAUGAUGAAGUUUGAGGAGGACUUUGAUUUUGAGACGGCCAACGCUCAGUUCCACAAGGACGACAUCGACAAGGAGCUGCAGACCAAGCUCAAGCUCAAAGACGAUAAGGUGGAAAAGACUUCUAAUGGCGAAGAAGCCGACCCUGAACAUCCGGGUGCUGAAGCACCAGCCGAGGAAGAGGAGGCAGUUAUACCGCCCUGUUACUACGACAAGACCAAGUCUUUCUUUGACAACCUGUCCUGCAACGACUCAAAUAAAUCACAUGAUGGAGGAUUUUCUAGAGAGCGGAGAUCGACCUGGGCAGAAGAGCGGCGGAUGAAUGCUGAGACGUUCGGCAUCCCACUGAGGCACCAUCGCGGCCGAGGAGGCUACCGCGGAGGCCGAGGCUACAUGGGGCCCCGUGGGGGCCGGGGACGGCCGUCCGGCCGAGGCUCCUUCGGCCCUCCUCGAGGGGCGCCGCCCGGCUUCCGAGGCAGCUUCAGGGGCACCAGAGGAGGCCGCGAGUUCGCCGACUUUGAAUAUGCGAAGGACAACAAGGUGGCUGCAUAGUCGCGCCCACUUGGACGCCAAUGCCGACCAAUCGUAGCUCUUUCAAAACAUGUUUUGGGUCCCGACAUUUGCCAGGAAAGAAGAUGACGCAGCAGCGUGUCACCUCCAUUUUCUUUUUCUUCAACGAAUGACCAGUGGUGUAAAUAAGCAGUCUGUUAGCACGCUGACUGUGCUUAGAUAGCUUGAUUUCUUCUUUUUUUUUUUUUUUUUUUUUUAUUGGAUUGACUUCCAUUUUGAGCGUGACAUCUUGUCAAGCGGGCCUGAAGGAAACCAAGUUUGAGCGCAUCCAGCAUGAUCAAAUGCGUGUAGAGAGAAGUCCACUAUUAACUGUUUUUUCUCUUCUUCGGAGAGCGCUUUUAGUAGUUAGCCAUCAGCCAAAAAGUUUGAAAUCUUUUCCUCAGUCAACCUCCUUUACUCUAAAUGGCUUCCCAAACAGCUUUCUGUGAAGCCUUUUGAUUCAUUUUUGUUUUUCUCCACCAAAAAGGGACAGCAACUGGAUAUGUGACAUGAAUGAGGUUUUUCAGUAUUUUUAGCUCCACUUUGUAUUUGGGGAGUGCCUUCAAUGGGGGGCGGGGGGGGGAUUUUCUACAGCUCUCCCUUUAAUGUUGAUGCUUUCUGGCAGAUGUAUGAAUAAAAAGCACUACGAGGUGGUGAACUUGUUGCAAACGUGCCGUUAAUGUUGCACACGUUAGCCCAAUGCUGCAUGAUAGCUAAUCCGUCGAUUGGAAAACAGUCCAAAACAAAUGGGAGAAUCAACCAUCAAGAACCAUCCCGAACUAAGUUUUUGUAAGUCUGUUACUUCUUCUGGGCUUCUGGAACAUUUUGAAAACUGAGUAUUGUUAAAAAUUUAGUUUAUACAUUAAAAGAAAAUCAAGAGUAUAACAUCCUGAUCCCUGUUGUCUAUUAGAAAUUAAAUUUACUCUAAUCCAAACUUGCUGUUGUCUGUUCGUGUGUGAGGUCUCACAUUUUAAAAAUCGUUAAAAGCGGUGUAGAUGCAGUGAAGGCUGAAAUUAUUCAUACCCCUGGCAAAUUUUGACUUGGUUACUUCAAGCAAGUUUUUUCUGGUUUGGAAAUAACAUGGGCAUCUGCCAGAAGAUAUUAAGACUGUGUACAAGAGGCGUCAUUGUGGAAAAAAUUAUCAGCUUUUAUCUACAUUUUGAAGAAAAAGUGGCAUUAUUCAUACCCUUCUCAAUAAUCAGUAAAAAAAAGCCUUUGGCUAUUAGAGCAAUCAAACAGUUCCUACAAUUGCUGACCAGCUUUUUACAUGUCUCCACUGAUAUUUUUGCCCAUUCAUCUUUAGCGAUGAGCUCUAAAUCUUUCCUUUUAGAGGAACUCUUAACCAUCACCAUGCUCUUUAGCACCCUCCACAGAAUCUCAAUUGGUUUCAAGUCAGGACUCUGGCUGGGCCAAUCUAAAACGUUCGUUUUUGUCCGCUAACCAUUUCUUCACCACUUUUGCAGUGGUUUAGGUUGUUCUAAACUGUCCACUGGUGCACAAGGCAAAAUAUCUCUGCAGACUGCCUGAUGUUGUUUAGAAUCUUGAUGUAAUUGUGCUUUUUCCAUGGUGCUGUUCUGUGAUUAGAUUCCUUGGUCCAUUGUCUGAAAAACAGCCCCAAAACAUUCGGUUCCCACCACCUUGGGUUGGCAGUGGGGAUCUUGUACUUAGGGUUGAAGGUAUAGCCUCUUUUAUGCCAAAUAAAGGAUACAUCCUCGUGGCCAAACAGGUAAAUUUUCGUUUUGUGUGACCAUAAAACAGAUGACUAGAAAUCUAUGUCCAAAUGAGCAUUUUGCAAAGGCCGAGCAGGCUUUAGAAUGCCAUAUCUGGAGAAGUGGCAUCCUCCUUGGUCUGUGGCUGUGGAUCCCAGCAGUGUCAGUUGGGCACGCAUUUUCCAGGGGUAUGAAUAAUUUCUGGCUUGACUGUACAUAAACUGAUCGUUGGGCCAAAUUUGGGCAUUUUUCUUUGAGAUCAUAGUCAGCAACUCGGUCCAUUUUUAAUACCUACCGUUUUUUUUUUCCCCCUUUCAAAGUGAGAGACCCACACAUGGGGGAAAAAAAAUUGGGCAAGUGUUCUUACUGUUAUAGUGUGUGGUGUAUUCCAAAUGACCAACGCAGCUGCACCAGGCUCACGCAACCACAUCUCCAACAAUCGCGAGUGACUCGUGGCAAGCCAAGAUGAGCAGAAAUAUUUAAAAGUCGGAGUUUUAUGGCCAACUAAUUUUGAGUUGGUUUCCUGAAAAGUAUAAUACAAGAAAAAGUAUUAAAGGGGGAUUUAACAAGCAUAAAGAGGCAAAAAAUUAUUUGAGUGUAAAAUGUGACAAAAAUGCAAUUAGAAUUUUUUAAGGGGGGGAAAAUGUAAUAUAACAAGAAAUUUUUUAUUUGACUGUAAUAAAUUCUGAGAGGAAUUAGCAUAAACAUGGACAUAAUGGGAUCUGUUAUGGUUAUAAAUUUGUUAUAAUUCAAGGAUUAUCUCAUUCCCCAUGGGAUGAAUAAAUUAUCUAUCCAGCUAUCUAAGCAGUUCGGUCAAAGUAGCACUGUCACUGAAUGAAAUAUUACAACUGAAUGUUACAGUGGCUUAACACAUUUAGUUAUACAGUGUUGUGAAAAAAGUAUUAGACCCCCUUCUCAAAUUCUUAUUUUUGCCUAGUUUCCCCCCUUUGUUUAAGAUCAUCAAACAAAUAUAAAUAUCAAAUGGAACCCAAGUGAACUUAAAAACUCUUCUUAAAUGGCGAUUUGAUUUAUUAAGGAAAAAAAAAUAUUCAAAGUUACCUGGUAACUAAAGGCCCCCUAAACUUCAGACCUCGUUGGGCCAGCCUCAGCAGCAAGAACUGGCAAUGAUUCUUUCUUGUCUCUGGAGAUAUUUUGGCCCAUUCAUUCUUCCAGAUUUGUUUGAACGCAGCAAAAAUGUAGGACUUUCGAGCAUGAAGCGCCUUUUUAAGGUCAUGCCACAGUAUUUCAAUCGGAUUCAAGUCUGGACUUUGGCUAGGUCACUCCAAAACCUUCACUUUGUUGUUUUUUUUUUAAGCCUUUCAGAAGUUGACUUUGUGUGUUUUGGAUUAUUACUCUACUGCAGAACCCAAGUGCACUAUUGCUUGAGGUCACAAACUGAUGGCUGAACAUUCUCCUUCAGGAUUUUAAUUUAAAGAGCAGAAUUCAUGGUUCCAUCAAUCACAGCAAGUUUUCCAGGUCCUGAAAGAGUAAGCGGCCCAAGGCCAUCACACAACCACCACCAUGUUUCACUGUUGGUAUGAUGUUUUUUUUCAGAAAUUCUGUGUUGCAUUGACACCAGAUGUAACAAGACACAUGCCUUCCAAAAAGCUCAACUUAAACCCCCUCAGUCCAUUAUAAUAUUCUCCCAAAUGUCUUUGGAAUCAUUCAGAUGUUUAUUUGCCGAAGUAAGACAAGCCUUUGUUCUUUUUGAUCAACAGUGGUUUCCACCUUGGAACGCUGCCAUGGAUGCCAUUUUUGCCCAGUCUCUUCAAUGUCUUGAACACUGACCUAAACUGAGGCCAGGGAUGCCUGCAGUUUUUUUUAGAAAUAUCCUGAGUUCCUUUGUGGCCUCCUGGAUGAGUCAUUGCUGUCCUCGUGGGGUAAUCUUUGUAGACCGCCCACUCUUGGGAAUGUUCACCACUGUUCCAUGUUUUCUCCGUUAGGUUAAUGGCUCUGCGUAUGGUUGGCUGGAAUGCUAAAGCUUUAGAAAUGGCUUUUGUAACCCUUUCCAGACUGAUUUCAAUUACUUUUAUUUCUCAACUGUUGUGGAAUUUCUUUGCAUCGUGUCAUUUUGUUGCAGCUUUUUGAGGUAUUUUGUCAAGACAGAUUCUGUUUAAAUGAUUUCUUGAUUGAAUGGGUCUGGAGGUAAUCUGGCUUGGGCGUGAUCUGUAAAAAGCAACCUAAAAUUGUGGCUAGCCACAAUUUAUGAUUUAACAAGGGUAAGGGAUAAUUACUUUUUCACACAGGGCCAGGUAACUGAAUAGUUGUUUUCUUUAAUAAAUGAAAUCACCUUUUUGAAAAAUAAUAGACAAAUAUAACCAAAGUGAACUUAAAAUGCUAUUUACAUUUGUUUGAUGUUGAACAAAGUGGGGAAAAUAUGCAAAAAUCUAAGAAUUUCAGAAAGGGGCCAAUACUGCAUUUAACUUAAGUGCAGUAAAUUUUCCUUUAAAAGUUUUAGACCUUAUUUUAAAAAAUUAGAUACAAUUUUUAUUCAACUUUCAACAAAGUGCAGUGCUUUUAAAUUCAACCAUUUUUAAUUGUAUAUUUAUAUAUACACAAAGUGCUGUGUUCAUGCGCAAACUAGGAAUAAUGCUUUAGUGUAUUUAUUCUAUAUUACAAUAAUAGAUAUACUUUUUAGGAAUUGGACCACUUUGGCCUUCUGUCCUACUGUAUUUUAAUUCUGUUUAUGAUGGUUGGUACUUGGAGUACGACGGCGUAGUGUCACCUAGUAAUUUAAAGUCGUCAUGAUGCCCAUUGUCAUGGGAUUAGCGUCGUCAUGAUAUUCAAAGUAAUAUGGUGGGAUUUAAACUCCUCAAUUGACGAGAGAAUCCGGAACUCGGACGUCUAUGGCAGCAUAAGGUCAACAGGUCGACUACGUGCACGUGAGAAGUGAAUGUCAGGCGAAUAUCCAAACAUGCGGCCAACUUUGUCACGCUCGUUUGGGUAAAUUGCACUUUUGUUAUGCAACUUGAUUCAGAACACUGUGGCAAAUGUGUGUAUGCUAAGGUAACCAAGAUUACAAACUGCUAAAUGUCAAAAUAUUUUCAGUCUCCUUACACGGUCAGGGAACUGUAAUGAUCUUAUCCGACAUGAAAAUACACUUGUUUUGAACAUGGCGAUAUCUGAGCUAUAGCUUCUUCGCCUGCUAAUGAGUCCAUCUGAAAGCCUGCAAAAUAAACAGUGGAUCCUGAGAUUCACCUUGCACAUAACCUAAUAGGUUGAGUUGUGUAGCCUUCGAAUAAACGGGUUUUGCUUCAA
Molecule: messenger RNA, 6559 nt
Organism: Phyllopteryx taeniolatus (common seadragon)
Lineage: Eukaryota; Metazoa; Chordata; Actinopteri; Syngnathiformes; Syngnathidae
Gene: lsm14ab
Product: LSM14A mRNA processing body assembly factor b
Exons: 10
Coding region: 228-1595 (455 amino acids)
Biological process (GO): cytoplasmic stress granule assembly; P-body assembly
Cellular component (GO): P-body
Molecular function (GO): mRNA binding
Source: RefSeq, a predicted model, not a curated record